Panicum virgatum (switchgrass) is the source of this 870-nucleotide messenger RNA. RefSeq lists its product as uncharacterized. The transcript has 2 exons. Lineage: Eukaryota; Viridiplantae; Streptophyta; Magnoliopsida; Poales; Poaceae. Gene Ontology annotation, cellular component: cytoplasm; nucleus. Gene Ontology annotation, biological process: nucleobase-containing compound metabolic process. Gene Ontology annotation, molecular function: 3'-5' exonuclease activity; nucleic acid binding. The record is from RefSeq and is a predicted model, not a curated record. The coding region runs from base 1 to 870 and encodes 289 amino acids.
AUGCACGACGGCGGCCCCACGAUCGGCGACACCGGCGACUUCCCUCCGAGCCCGACGCAAGCCCAAUACGACACGGAGAGCGACAUCGCCAACGCUGAACCGAAGCCGCUGUGGGGUGAGUGGUCUCCGGCCCACGAGCCUACUACCGUUGAGACGAAGCCGCUAUGGGGUGAGGGGACGUCGAACCACGACAAGAUGAAGCUCAUCGAUCUGUGGCCGCCGACGUCGAACCACGAUGUUGCCUUCUACAAGUACAAAACGACAAUCAAGACAACGAUCACAGUUGAUACGGUCGUCGUAGAGCAGUUCAUCCAAUAUAUCAAAGGUAACAGACCUCCAUGUCCUAUGGUAGUUGGACUGGACACCGAGUGGCGCAAGAUUCGAACCAAGGCCUACAAACUCGCCCUGUUGCAACUGUGCGUUGGCCCGCGCUGCCUUGUGUUCCAGGUACAUUACGCCGGGGGCAAACUUCCUGAUGUCCUGAAGAGUUUUCUUACAAAGGAGGGCCAUAUUUUCGUCGGAGCACAUAUCAAGAAUGAUGUUGUCCGCCUAGAGGAGGACUAUGGCAUCACUAUUACAAAGUGGGACGACCAUCAGGUCAUCGUACCACAAGUUAAUGAAAAAUAUAGACAUCUCAAGCAUUCUGGCAAGCAGUGGAGAUCAUCACUAGAGCACAUUGCAUCAGAGGUGCUAGAAAUAAAAAUCCAGAAGCACAAGAUGGACCACAAUUGGUGGCAUUCACAGUUCUUGACAGAGCAAAUAAGGUAUGCCACCAUAGAUGUUUUUUUGUCAUAUGAGAUAGCGAAUCAACUUCAGAUCAAGCACGGUUAUAACUACAAGGGCGAAGCUAGAGAAGAUGUGAAAAUUUAA